AUGAAUGAGUGUAACUAUGAGGUCAUUGAUAGGUUUCGUCACAUAAUUAAAUAUGAUAAUACCCUCAAACGCUAUAAUGUUAACUUGCCCUUUAAAGAAGAUCAUCCUCCACUUAGUGAUAACUUCGAUUUAUGUAUCAAGCGUUUUAAAGAACAAUUACAGAACAGCAUUAUUGAACGAGUUAUUGAUAAAAACAAAUUUGAAAAAGUACAAUACCUACCGCACCAACCAGUUCUGAGAAAUGACAAAGUUACUUCUAAAGUCAGAAUUGUCUUCGAUGCAAGCAGUUCUGUUGAUGGCCCUUCAUUGAAUGACUGUCUCUACCCUGGACCAUCUUUAACCACAUCUUUAUAUGGAAUCCUCUUGCGUUUUCGUGCCCAAAAUAUUGCCUUUGUGGCAGACAUUAAAAAAGCCUUCUUGCAGAUUACACUAUCUCCUGAAGAUCGUGAUUACGUCCAAUUUUUGUGGCUCGAGAACAUUAACUCACUUAAUAAAGACAAUAUAUUUAGUUAA
This is a messenger RNA of Hydra vulgaris (swiftwater hydra), 513 nucleotides long. NCBI's taxonomy places the organism in Eukaryota, Metazoa, Cnidaria, Hydrozoa, Anthoathecata, Hydridae. The record is from RefSeq and is a predicted model, not a curated record.